Molecule: messenger RNA, 489 nt
Organism: Mycotypha africana
Lineage: Eukaryota; Fungi; Mucoromycota; Mucoromycetes; Mucorales; Mycotyphaceae
Product: P-loop containing nucleoside triphosphate hydrolase protein
Exons: 3
Coding region: 1-489 (162 amino acids)
Molecular function (GO): ATP hydrolysis activity; ATP binding
Source: RefSeq, a predicted model, not a curated record
AUGCCUAUCUUCAGUGUAAAAGAUCUUUCCAUGAAAUUACCUGAAGGUAAAUGGUUAUUCAAAGAUAUAUCGUUCGAUUUAGAAGAAGGAGAAACAUUGAUUUUACAACUUAUACCCUAUCAGAAGGGACAUUGCACAUUAUUUGAUAAAGACGUGAAUGAUUACACAGUUCCUAUUUGGCGUUCCAGAGUCAUGUAUGUUCCGCAAAGGCCUGCUGUCCACCCAGGAACUCCUUUAGACUUUUUCAAAAUGGUGAAGAAAUACGCCAGUCAGAAGAACAAAAAUACAGACGAUCCGGUUGAAAUCGGCUGUCAAUUUAACUUAAGUGAGAGCCAUUUCCACGAAAAGUGGAGCAAUCUCUCGGGUGGCGAAAUGCAGCGUUGUGCUUUAGCUAUAGCCAUUGCUCUUAACCCAGAUAUUUUAUUAUUAGAUGGUAAAAUACGAAACGAAGUAACAUUCUUAAAUAGGCAAUUAAGGACGAACUCCUAA